This is a messenger RNA of Emiliania huxleyi CCMP1516, 1023 nucleotides long. RefSeq lists its product as hypothetical. Bases 1 to 1023 code for a protein of 340 amino acids. NCBI's taxonomy places the organism in Eukaryota, Haptophyta, Isochrysidales, Noelaerhabdaceae. The record is from RefSeq and is a predicted model, not a curated record. Gene Ontology annotation, molecular function: oxidoreductase activity. The transcript is spliced from 3 exons.
AUGCAGCACAGUUGUCUGUACAUUAUGGUGAGACGCACUUGGGACGCAGUCGUCGUUGGUGGCGGCGUCGUCGGCUGCGCCGUGCUGCGCGAGCUGACUGUCCGCCGCGGCUGGCGCUGCCUGCUCGUGGAGCGGCAGCCGCACCUCGUCGCCGGCGCAUCGGCCGGCAACACGGGCAUCGCGUGCACCGCGUCGGACGUCGCUACCGGCACGGUGGAGCACGCCUGCCUCUCCGAGGGCGCGCGCCUCAAUCUCCCCGCGUGGACGGAGCUCAACGUGCCGCACCGCCCGACGGGCUCGAUGUACGCCGCGUUUGACGCCGACGGCCUGAGCCGGCUCGAGGCGGAGCUGGAGAUGCGGCGAGCGCGCGGCGACCCGGACGCCGCGCUGCUGACGGCGGCCGAGGCGCGCGCGCGCGAGCCUGCGCUCGCGCCGUCGGUGCUCGGCGCACUGCUCGUGGCGGGCGAGGUGACGGUGGACCCUUGGCUGGCGCCGAUCGCGUACGCCCGGCACGCGCACGAGAACGGCGCCACGAUACAGCGCGGCAGAGAGGUGGCGGCCGCGGCGUGGGAGGGAGGUGUGUAUGUCUGGCGGUCGGCGCUCGGCGUUGUGGCGUGCGGCCCGACCGCGGAGCCCGUGAGGGAGGUAGAGAUGCCGCCGCGGGAGGAGGCGCGGCCAGAGGUGCGUGCGGCGCUGCUCGACGCGGCGUGCGCCGCCGUGCCGCAGCUCCGCGAGGCUGGUGUGGCGGGAUCCUACUCUGGCCUCCGGCCGGGAUGCGACCUCUCCGCCGACUACCAGAUCGGGCGCGCCGAGGGGUCGAGCUGGGUCACCGUGGGCGCCAUCCGCUCCACCGGCCUCACCGGGGCGCUCGGCAUCGCCCGCCGCGCAGCCGCACUCUGCGACGAGGCCGUCGUCUUUGGCGCCGACGAGGCGGGCUUCGGCCCGCACCUCGUGACGCACCCGCUGACGGCGGCAGGGCUGGACGCGCAGCUCGCGGGGAUGCUGCGCGGGACGGCGUUAUGA